This is a messenger RNA of Botrytis deweyae, 441 nucleotides long. RefSeq lists its product as uncharacterized. The transcript has 2 exons. Bases 1 to 441 code for a protein of 146 amino acids. The record is from RefSeq and is a predicted model, not a curated record. NCBI's taxonomy places the organism in Eukaryota, Fungi, Ascomycota, Leotiomycetes, Helotiales, Sclerotiniaceae.
AUGUCGCCCUCCGAGAAACUGCUCAAUUCCACAAAUUCCACUCAGAACGCCAAAGAGAUGCCUGAAGAUUUUUCCCUUCUGUUUGAACUCGUUUUCGUAGUAGGUGUCGUGCUCAUCGGGGGUAUUGCCAUGAUUAUUAUGGUAUAUACUAUUGAGAGUUAUAGACACAAGAAGAGAAAAAGAAAGAUUCUUGUCAACAAAGAGUUGCAAUCACAACCAGAUUCACAACGAAAUCCAAAAACUGUUUCGAAACCAGCGACUCGCGCUAGAUACGAAAUGGAGAAGAAUCUCAUUAUUGGACUAGCAGUCGGAGGUGGACUUUUCGUUCUAAUGUCUUUCCUCAUCUGCUGUUGUAGGAAUAGGGUUGGUGGUAGCAGGUAUGGCGGUGGCGACGGUAAUUACGGCCCCGAUGGUGGUGAUGGUGGUGACGGUGGUUCUUGA